CCUCGCCGAUAACGGAGUCGGUAGUGUAAGCAGUGUUGUGUGCUCUCCUUGCGUGGUGGAUGAUGGCCGCUUCAAAGCCCGUUGAGCCGCAGUCCGGGAGCAGUCUCCCCCGCUGGCAGCUGGCCCUCCUGAUCGGAACCCCCAUAGUCCUGGGUGUAGGAGCUGUUUACCUGUGGAACCGCAGCAAGACGAAGGACUCACCGGGGAAACGGAAUGGGGAACGGACAACUCCAGAAGGCAGCGCGAGCCCCGUCCAGGGCCAAGACGGCGCAGCUAACCGAGCUAGUCGCGAGCUGGAGGACAUGAGUCCUCUGGACCGGGCCCAGGGUGCUAAGAACAAGGGCAACAAGUACUUCAAGGCUGGGAAGUAUGAGCAGGCCAUCCAGUGUUACACAGAGGCCAUCGGUCUGUGUCCUAGAGAGAACCAUACAGACCUGUCCACCUUCUACCAGAACAGAGCUGCUGCCUACGAACAGCAGAUGAUGUGGACAGAGGUGGUGCAGGACUGUACCCAGGCUAUAGAGAUGAACCCACGCUACAUCAAGGCUCUGUUCAGGAGGGCAAAGGCCCUGGAGAGACUGGACAACAAGAAGGAAUGCCUGGAGGAUGUGACGGCGGUGUGUAUCCUGGAGGCCUUCCAGAACCAGCAGAGUAUGCUGCUAGCAGACAAAGUCCUCAAACUGCUGGGGAAAGAGAAGGCCAAAGACAAAUACAAGAACCGUGACCCCCUGAUGCCUUCUCCUCAGUUCAUCAAGUCCUACUUCAGCUCUUUCACCGAUGACAUAAUCAGCCAGCCGCUUCAGAAGGGCGAGAAGAAGGACGAGGACAAGGACAACGAGGGCGAGGCCGCAGAAGUCACAGAAAGUUCUGGUUAUCUGAAGGCCAAGCAGUACAUGGAGGAGGAGAACUAUGAUAAGAUUAUCAGUGAGUGCACUAAGGAGGUGGAGUCUGGGGGCCGGUACACUGCUGAGGCCCUGUUGCUACGGGCAACCUUCUAUCUCCUGAUUGGCAACGCCACCGGCGCCCAGCCCGACCUGGACCGGGUCAUUAACAUGGAGGACGCCAACAUCAAG
Molecule: messenger RNA, 1073 nt
Organism: Salvelinus namaycush (lake trout)
Lineage: Eukaryota; Metazoa; Chordata; Actinopteri; Salmoniformes; Salmonidae
Product: mitochondrial import receptor subunit TOM70-like
Exons: 6
Molecular function (GO): protein binding
Source: RefSeq, a predicted model, not a curated record